UGGGAAAUAGAUCACAAAGCCUGUUGCUUUGGUUGUAUAAUAAUUUAUCAAUAUCUUUGCGCAUAUUUGCUGUAGAUAAUUAAGAUAUAGUCUAUCUUUGAAUUACAGUCCGUUUGAGAUAAAGUCUCAUUGACAACCUUUCCAAUUGAUGAUCAAAUGAGACAUGGAAUGGAACUACAAGUGACUGGAAUAGCGUAGAUGUCUAGAAGAUAUAUUGGUGUUUUUUGAACGUUUAGGAACGACGUAAACAGCAGCUUUACUCAUCCACUACUUUUCACACGCUGCUGUCAUUCUUUCUGUUUUGUUUGAGGAUGUUGGACUGCUGGACUUUCCUCCUGUGAUACAAACAAACAGCAGCAGAGUUUUUUUUUUUUUUUUUUUUUCAGGAACAUCGUCGUGGCUGUUUAAGGUUUUUAUUCUAUUUUGUUUUUAUUUAUUUUUAUCGCUGUAUUGUUGCUUCCGUGAUGUCGGAUUCGGAGGCAGAAGCACCCGUGGAAGAGGUUUUCCCCGAGAAUGAGGACAGCAGCCAAGCAGGAAGCAUCAGGAAGGGGUGUGACCCGUUGGCUCAAACCCAGCGCAGUAAACUGCAGCACCGGCGAUCCCGUAUCAACCAGCAGAUCAACAAGGAGAUGAGAAUGAGGGCUGGAGCAGAGAACCUCUUCCGCGCAACUACCAACCACAAGGUGAAGGAGACUGUGGCUUUGGAGUUGAGCUUCGUCAACUCUAACCUCCAGCUGCUGAAAGAGGAGUUAGAGGAGCUCAACAGCUCCAUGGAAGUCUACCAGAAUGACAGCGAAUCGAUCAACGUGCCCAUGAUUCCUCUGGGGCUGAAAGAGACGAAGGAAGUGGAUUUGAGUGUUUCACUGAAGGACUUUAUCUGUGAGCACUAUGGAGAAGACAGUUCUCUAUAUGAGAAGGAGAUUGUGGAACUGAUGGAACUCCGGCAGGCGAUGCGUACUCCAAGCCGCAAUGAGGCUGGUCUGGAGCUGCUGAUGGAAUAUUACAACCAGCUCUACUUCGUCGAUAACAGAUUCUUCCCUCCCAACAAGAACCUGGGCGUUUACUUCCACUGGUAUGACUCUCUGACUGGCGUGCCCUCGUGCCAGCGCGCCUUGGCAUUUGAGAAGGGCAGUGUGCUGUUCAAUAUUGGGGCGCUCUAUACCCAGAUUGGGGCGCGGCAGGACCGCUCCACCAUGCCAGGCAUCGAGAAUGCCAUUGACGCAUUCCAGAAGGCUGCAGGUGCCUUCAACUACCUGAAGGAGAACUUCUCGAAUGCGCCCAGCCUGGACAUGAGUGUGCCCUCCCUGAACAUGCUGGUGCGGCUGAUGAUUGCCCAGGUGCAGGAGUGCGUCUUCGAGAAGGUGCUGCUGCAGCUACAGGGGGGCUGCCACUUCUCCACUCACCUCCAGGUGGCGCAGGAAGCUGCCAGGGUGGCCGAUGUGUACUCUCUUGUGUACCAGACCAUGACUCAGCCACCAGUGAAGGACUACGUUCCCUUCUCCUGGACAACCAUGGUUCAGGUCAAAUCAGAGCAUUUCAAAGCCCUCUCGCACUACUACGCUGCUGUGGCUUUCUGUGACCAUGACUUGCUGCCUGUGGAUGAUGAAGGUGAGAGUGAGAAGUUGCUGAUCCAGUUUCAUGUCGGCGUUCUGGAGGGGCCUGCACUCAGCACAGUGCUGCGAGACCCAGAGGAGAGACGCAAACUUGUGAAGGCUCACCUAAAGAAAGCAGUCAUGAUGCACGAGGAGGCCAUGCGGAUACAUAGCCUGUGUAAGAUCCUGCGCAAGAUGGACAUCCUGCAGGAGGUGCUGUCCUUCGCUCACAAGCGCUCGCUGGGCUGCUACUCCGAGAUUGACCAUGAGGACGACUUCUUCGAGACCGCCGAGGCGCCCCCUGUUCGCCCUAAAACACAACAGAAGCCUGAACUCAAGACUACAAACUUCUCCAAAGUGAGGGUUACAGACAUUUUUCACAGAUUGGGUCCUCUCUCUGUGUUCUCAGCGAAGAACAACUGGAGCCCCCAGCGCAGGGUGCACCUGGUGAGAGGGGAGGGGGGGUUCGGAUUCACCCUAAGAGGAGACUCCCCCGUCCUGAUCGCAGGGGUAAUUCCAGAGAGCAGAGCAGCGGAGGCGGGCCUGCGCAAGGGGGAUUACAUCAUCUCUGUGAAUGGACAGGACUGUAAGUGGUGGAAGCACGCAGAGGUGGUGCAGCUCCUGAAGAGUGUCGCUGAAGAGGGAGUGGACAUCAGUGUGAUUGCCAUCCUCCAGCCAGAGCUGCAAGGCCAGACGGACAGGAGGUCAGUGCUGCUAUCUUCGAGUGGAUUGAUGAGCAGCGACAAGGAGAAUGUGCGCAGGCUGGGCCAGAGCAACACCAGCCGCAGCACUGGCUCCCUGCUGAACUGGAACAAGAACAGCACUGCUGGGGGCAAGGAGAGCAGCAACACAUUCAGCCUGCCUUUCAGAGACACUGAGGCCAUGUACUGAGGGUGGCCAAGCGAGCACUGUAGAGAAUGGACAGAGUUAAAAAGUCACACUACCCCUGCUGCAUCUGUUACUGGAUUUCCAAGAUGUUAGGUAUGUUCUUGAAAUGACUAGCAGUCAGAACCCCCCCCCCCCC
Molecule: messenger RNA, 2616 nt
Organism: Polyodon spathula (Mississippi paddlefish)
Lineage: Eukaryota; Metazoa; Chordata; Actinopteri; Acipenseriformes; Polyodontidae
Gene: rhpn1
Product: rhophilin, Rho GTPase binding protein 1
Exons: 15
Coding region: 465-2483 (672 amino acids)
Biological process (GO): signal transduction; negative regulation of stress fiber assembly
Molecular function (GO): protein binding
Source: RefSeq, a predicted model, not a curated record